Talaromyces rugulosus is the source of this 927-nucleotide messenger RNA. RefSeq lists its product as uncharacterized. The coding region runs from base 1 to 927 and encodes 308 amino acids. NCBI's taxonomy places the organism in Eukaryota, Fungi, Ascomycota, Eurotiomycetes, Eurotiales, Trichocomaceae. The record is from RefSeq and is a predicted model, not a curated record. The transcript has 3 exons.
AUGCUAUCUACUCAGAAAUCCAGCCAUCCUAUCUCGAUUCGUCCCUCCAGGGCCGAGCUCGAUACCUCGAAGCUAUCACCCCAAAACCUGGAAGUCGCGAUCAGAAGUCUUCACCAGGAUGGCCUGGUCAUGAUCGAAGAUUUGAUACCGCAUAAAGCGCUGGACUAUCUGAACGAAAAAAUGGUGUCCGACGGUUUGGCUCUUCAAGGCCGAAAGAAUGAGGGGCCCUACAAUUAUAACCGCGGCAACAUUCAGCAAGAUCCACCGCCGGUGAGACAGUAUUUCGACAAGAAUAUCUUCCUGAACCCCAUGGUCACCCAGGUGACAUCCACGAUGCUGGGCCCGAUGCCAAAAUGGACAUUUUGUUCUGGCAACAGCGCCAUGCCUCCGACACCAGAGACGCCUCCAACAUCUCAGCCAGUUCACUCUGACGCAGAUUUUGAGCACCCGAAGCAUCCGUUUGCUCUUGUUGUUAACGUGCCACUGAUCACGAUGACGCCAAAGAAUGGGUCAACGGAGAUAUGGCUGGGAACGCAUACAGAUACCGGGCUUGACGUUCAAGAGGGUCGGCAUGGGGAAAGAUCAAGUGGCAGAAUAAAUACCACGGCGCUCGAGAACCAGCGUGCUGUUCGCCCACCAUGUCAGCCUGUCGUUCCAAAGGGGGCUGUUGUCAUUCGGGAUUUGCGAUUGUGGCACUGCGGCGUCGGCAAUCAGACCGAAGAUGUGAGGGUUAUGCUCGCCAUGAUCCACUUUGCUCCCUGGUACCGCAACCCGAUGAAACUGGAGCUUGCAGACGACGUCAAAGAGAUAGUCGAGAAGGAGACGGAACUGGAAAUUCCUGUCAAUUGGGUUCCUCGUGAGCAAGCGCUUCAUCGGUACUUGAAUCGGGGAUUUGGUAAUUCGUACGAUUUCGGGCAAAGCCCGUGA